This is a messenger RNA of Magnolia sinica, 1816 nucleotides long. RefSeq names its product S-adenosylmethionine synthase 1. Gene Ontology annotation, biological process: S-adenosylmethionine biosynthetic process. The transcript has 2 exons. The coding region runs from base 115 to 1290 and encodes 391 amino acids. The record is from RefSeq and is a predicted model, not a curated record. Gene Ontology annotation, molecular function: methionine adenosyltransferase activity; ATP binding. NCBI's taxonomy places the organism in Eukaryota, Viridiplantae, Streptophyta, Magnoliopsida, Magnoliales, Magnoliaceae. Gene Ontology annotation, cellular component: cytosol.
GUGGAUGCCUAAAACAAAGCUUCUUAUCGAACUCAACAAAACUCUCAGCCCUCACCGUUCCCCUCUUCUCCUCCCUCUAUCCUUCAGCUUUCUUCUAAUCAUUCCCAAGAUAGGAUGGAUACCUUCCUCUUCACCUCCGAAUCCGUCAAUGAGGGCCACCCAGACAAGAUCUGCGAUCAAGUCUCUGAUGCCGUACUCGACGCCUGCCUAGAGCAGGACCCAGACAGCAAGGUCGCAUGUGAGACCUGCACCAAAACCAACAUGGUUAUGGUUUUCGGCGAGAUCACCACCAAGGCUAAGGUUAACUACGAGAAGAUCGUGAGGGAUACCUGCAGGGGUAUUGGGUUCGUGUCCGACGAUGUUGGUCUCGAUGCGGACAAGUGCAAGGUCCUUGUCAAUAUUGAGGAACAAAGCCCUGACAUUGCCCAGGGCGUCCACGGCCAUCUCACGAAGCGACCUGAGGAUAUUGGAGCUGGUGAUCAAGGUCACAUGUUCGGUUAUGCUACAGAUGAAACUCCUGAGCUGAUGCCUCUUACCCAUGUUCUCGCCACUAAGCUCGGUGCUAAGCUAACCGAGGUCCGGAAGAAUGGGACGUGCCCAUGGCUUCGCCCUGAUGGCAAGACCCAAGUGACCGUUGAAUACCGAAACGAGAAUGGAGCGAUGGUUCCUAUCAGAGUACACACUGUUCUUAUCUCCACUCAACACGAUGAGAAGGUCACCAACGAGCAGAUUGCGAAUGACUUGAAAGAGUAUGUGAUCAAGCCGAUUAUCCCGUCCAAAUACCUCGAUGAAAAUACCAUCUUCCACCUCAACCCGUCUGGCCGCUUUGUCAUUGGUGGCCCCCAUGGAGAUGCAGGACUCACAGGACGGAAGAUCAUUAUCGACACCUAUGGUGGGUGGGGUGCCCAUGGUGGGGGCGCCUUCUCUGGCAAGGAUCCAACUAAGGUGGAUCGCAGCGGUGCUUACAUUGUAAGGCAGGCUGCGAAGAGCGUGGUCGCAUCGGGCCUGGCACGGCGCUGCCUUGUUCAAGUGUCGUAUGCGAUCGGAGUGCCAGAGCCACUCUCAGUGUUUGUUGACACAUAUAAGACGGGUAAGAUACCGGACAAGGACAUACUGAGCUUAAUCAAGGAGAAUUUUGAUUUCAGGCCAGGGAUGAUAUCUAUCAACCUCGACCUGAAGAGAGGUGGGAACUUCAGGUUUCAGAAGACUGCAGCCUAUGGGCACUUCGGCCGUGAUGAUCCUGACUUCACUUGGGAGACUGUCAAGCUCCUCAAAGGCAGCAAGGCAUGAUAGCAUUUUUUUUGCCAAAUGCCUGUGGUUCUAAUUGCUGUGUUCUUUCGUUGCUUCUUUCUUCAUAUUGAGGAAGAAGAAGAGUCCUAUCUAUAUAUGGAGAGUCGGAUAUGAGACGAGUUAGACUGUUGAGGACAUGUAAAAGGAGUGUUUGUCUUUGUUGCCGUCUUUUUGUUUUUGUUUUUGUUUUUGUUUGGAUUGAUUUUGAUUGUUUUUUCACCAAACAAGAGUCUUGUUCGGUUGGAGGAAUUUUUGUGGGAGGAUUAUGCUCCUCUAUUUUGUUUUGUACUUCAUUUACUAUUUAUUUAUUCAUUCGAAUUUUCUGGCUUCCAUUUAGUAAAUGUUGUUGUUACUAUCUCAAAAAAUUAUCAGACUUUCUUCGGUAAGACUGUCACCAACCCAACUGGGAAGUUUGAGGAGCACGCUAAUGGGGACUCUUAAUGUGUUGUUGGACAAGAUCCAGACCGCAUCAGGUGGGUCCUAUCAUGAAGAUUCCCAGACCCAAGAAUGAGGUUUUAUCCCUUGU